CUUCCGCGAUCCGCAAAACAAACCUCUAUCAGUUCAACAUGAAUCUCGCGGUCGCGUUCAGGAUCGGUAUCGUACUCGUUGUGAUCUCUCCUUUCGGCUCAAUCGAGACGCAACAACUCGGUUGUGGAGUAAGGCAGAUCAAAACGCGCUCUCUCAUCACCAGUGGGACUGCAGUUCAACCUGGUGAUUAUCCAUGGCAUACGGCCAUCUAUCAGCUGGCGCCUUCCCGGCAAUACAUCUGCGGUGGAACUUUGGUGGGUCAGAGUGUGGUUCUGACUUCGGCCCAUUGCGCCACGAUUCCUGGCACGGGGACUCCCCGAUCGGUCAGUGAUUUGGCGAUCCGAGUGGGGAAACAUUUGAUGAGUAAGGUUUCCGACUCGGAACAGGAACACGGAAUCAGUAGUAUAAUCAUCCGUCAGGGCUUCAACGGACAACGGCACGAUCACGACAUCGCUCUUCUGAUUACCGUGCAACCGGUAAAGUAUGGAAAGUUUGUGCAACCAGCCUGUUUACCCACAUUUUCGCUGAUUUCCGACACAACGGUUGGAACAAUUGUGGGUUGGGGCUAUACGGAGAAGAAUAAGGUUUCCGAUGUGCUUCGAUCCGCACGAGCCCCAGUUGUGUCCAGAGAUGUCUGUACCCGAAGCAAUCCGGAAGCAUUUGGUACCACUCUGACUGAGGAUAUGUUCUGUGCAGGGUUCCGAAAUGGGACCAACGCAUGUAAUGGCGACAGUGGAGGAGGAUUUUUCCGAAACGUCAACGAUCAUUGGUUCCUGUUGGGGAUCAUUUCAUUCACGGCUGCUAAAUCCUCGGACGAUGGAUUGUGCAGUUCCAGGGAUUAUUCGGUAUACACAGAUGUUGUCAAGUAUAAGCGGUGGAUUCGUAGUAACUCAAAUUCAUCCUUCGGAAACCUUUGUCCGGACACGCGACAACCAGUGAAGUAUAAAAAGCAAUACUUUGUGCACAACAACCGGGAGGUGAACUUUCACACGGCAUGGCGAUUGUGUCAGAGUUAUGGGCAUCGUUUGGCCACCAUCACAUCGGAAGAAGAUUCCCAGUUGAUAGAACAAGCUAUCGCCAAAUCGAACAAUCAGAAAGGUCCCUGGUUCAUCGGGGGAACCGAUCUGGGUAGCGAGGGACACUUUAUCUGGAUUUCCACCAACAAACCGGUCGGUUAUUUGUCCGGUUAUUUUAAUUAUUCACCGGGGCAGCCGGACAAUGCCGGAGGAAACGAAAACUGUCUGGAGAUCGGGCGCUGGGGUGGAGUGGUCUGGAAUGAUGUGCCCUGUGACUGGAAUCAGCGCUACAUUUGCGAGUUUGUUCGACCGGAAUAUUGAACUAGAUGGAGCACAAAACUUGUACAUAGGUGUUCGACAAAUCUAAAUUUAAGGAAACCAAAACUGUGAUUUUUUUUCAUUGGCGUCAAUCAUGAAUACUAUUGUAAUCAUCUUGUGCUAUUUUGCAACAUUCGUUUGAAAUAAAUACAUCGUUGUACAAAUAAAAGGAUAAAGAAGGAAAAUAUGAAAUUUUGGAUCCCUGAUCACAAGUUUAAAAUUACAGUAAAUUUACGAGUUACAUUUAAAAAAAAUAUUAAAAAAUGUUACAAUACACAUGAAAUACAGUGUGGCACGUGAAAGUGAUGCAAAUUCUUUAA
Messenger RNA from Uranotaenia lowii, 1654 nucleotides. Its product is annotated as clotting factor G beta subunit-like. The record is from RefSeq and is a predicted model, not a curated record. Gene Ontology annotation, biological process: proteolysis. Lineage: Eukaryota; Metazoa; Arthropoda; Insecta; Diptera; Culicidae. Gene Ontology annotation, molecular function: serine-type endopeptidase activity. The transcript has 2 exons. The coding region runs from base 39 to 1337 and encodes 432 amino acids.